AUGUCUCUUCUCACGAGGGAAACGCAAGAAAAUGGCAUCGAUCCACCACUCUCCCAAGUCGUCGGCUAUGUUGUCGUGAUUCUCAUUGGUUUCCUCAUCGCCUUCAUCAUGAUGUUCCUGACCCACAUCUUGAAGAAAACGGUUGGUGAGGAUAACAAGACAACAGAGAUGUUCAUGACAGCAAAUCGCAGUGUCGGCACCGGCUUGACUUCAUCCGCUGUGAUUUCAUCAUGGCUUUGGAGUACAGCUAUGCUAGGUAGCACAUUGGUCGGGUACAAUUUUGGUGUGGCUGGGCCGUUUUGGUUUGCUGCUGGAUCCGGUAUCCAUGUCAUCGCGGCUACGUUCUUGUUGCCUGUUGGAGUGGUGCUGUAUACUUUUGUUGGAGGCAUCAAAGCAACCUUCCUCACAGACUACUUCCAUACCUUUGUCAUCACAAUCAUCAUCUGCUUCUUCACCAUCAAGGCCUUUUUAGUGCCCGAGAUUGGAUCACCUGGAGGUCUUUACGACUUGAUCGUCCAAGUCGGAAAAGAUCACCCUGUCGCUGGUAACCACAACGGGUCUUUCUUGACGAUGACCAGCAAAGAUGCUAUUUACUUUGGCAUCAUCCACGUCCUAGCUAACUUCGGCCUCGUCAUUAUGGACACGGGCUUCUUCGCCAAGGCUUUCAGCGCCGCGCCACAAGCUGUUGUACCAGGGUACAUCAUUGGUGGUAUCGCCUACUUCGCCAUCCCAUGGUGUCUGGGCACUCUGAUGAGCUUCUCUGCUCUCGCACUCGAAGAUACACCUCGCUUCCCAACUUACCCGCGACGUAUGUCAUCUGUCGAGAUUUCAAACGGCCUGGUUCUCCCAUAUGCCGCCAUCGCAAUUGCUGGCGAAGGUGGUGCUGCUGCUGUGCUGUUAAUUACCUUCAUGGCCGUGACUUCAACCAUCAGUGCUCAAGUCAUUUCUGUGUCAUCGAUCAUCAGCUUUGACAUCUAUCGCCAGUACUUCAACCGCGCAGCUACGGACCGCGAUGCUAUUCGAUGGAGUCACAUCGGUGUUGUCUUCUUUGGCCUGUUUUCUGCUUCCUUCUCAACGGCUUUAUACUACGGCAAAGUUGAUCUUGGGUGGACGUUGUACAUGCUGGGCGUUUUGACAUGCCCUGGCAUCUUCCCGACUGUUUUUACAAUUCUCUGGAAGAAGCAAUCCAAGAUCGCUGCUAUUGUUUCACCCUUGUUGGGCAUGGCGACUGGCAUUGCAGUUUGGCUAGGAACAGCAUCCUCUCUGUAUGGUGAAGUCACAGUCGCGUCAACUGGAAAGUCUCUUCCUUGUGUUUAUGGAACAGUUGCCUCUGCUUUGAGUCCGGCGCUGUACUCAGUCGUCAUCUCACUUAUCAAGCCUGCGAACUACAAUUGGGCUGACUUUCGAAAUGAGCGGCUUGCGUUUGAUCAGACCGAUUCAUCUACCUCGGAAGCAGCAAAAAGCCAUGAAGAGAAGGUUUCGAGUUACGCUGCUGAUAAAGCCCGCCUGAAGCACUGGGGUACUCUGGCGGCUAUUUGGUCUGCCGCCACGUUCUUGGGACAUUGGGUUCUAUGGCCCCUCCCAAUGUAUGCCUCCAAGUAUGUAUUUGGUAGAACCUUCUUUGUCGCCUGGAUCGUCAUCGCUAUAAUCUGGGUAUGGGGAACUAUGUUUGUUGCUGGCUUCUAUCCAAUCAUCGACGGUUGGCCACAGUUGAAGAAAGUGUACAAGGGUUUAAGAGGACAGGAUUCCGUCGAGGGUCGAACAGAAGUGGUUCAAGACCCCCCAAGUGACUCUUCUAUCACCGAUCGCGAUGAUAAGGGCAACGCGGGUAUUUUGGCUUGA
Messenger RNA from Fusarium sp. VM40, 1842 nucleotides. NCBI's taxonomy places the organism in Eukaryota, Fungi, Ascomycota, Sordariomycetes, Hypocreales, Nectriaceae. The record is from the annotation of a GenBank genome assembly.